AUGGGCAGCGCCGAGAACCGCAGCGACGGCUCGGAGGGCGCGGGGGAGCCGCCGUGGGCCGAGAUGCUGCCUUGCGACGAGCGCCGUUGCUCGCCCUUCCCCCUGGGGGCGCUGGUGCCAGUGCCAGCCGUGUGCCUGGGCCUGUUCGCCGUCGGGGUGAGCGGCAACUUGAUGACGGUGCUGCUGAUCGGGCGCUACCGGGACAUGCGGACCACCACCAGCUUGUACCUGGGCAGCAUGGCCGUGUCCGACCUGCUCAUCCUGCUCGGGCUCCCCUUCGACCUGUACCGCCUCUGCCGCCUCUCGCUCUACGUGGGUGAGGGCUGCACCUACGCCACGCUGCUGCACUUGACGGCGCUCAGCCUCGAGCGCUACCUCGCCAUCUGUCGCCCGCUCCGGGCCCGCGUCCUUGUCACCCGCCGCCGCGUCCGCGCGCUCGCCGCGCUCUGGGCCGCGGCGCUGCUCUCCGCCGGGCCCUUCUUCUUUCUGGUGGGCGUCGAGCAGGACCCCGGCCGCUACGCGGUCCAGGACCUUAACGGCACGGCGCAGCACACCCCCUCGCCCCGCGCCUCGCCACCACCGCCACUCCUCGGGUCCUCGCGGGCGCCACCACUGUCCCCGCCGUCGGGGCCCGAGGCGGCGGCGGCGGCGGCCGCAGCGCUGUUCAGCCGGGAGUGCCGGCCGAGCCCGGCGCAGCGGGGCGCGCUGUGCAUCAUGCUGUGGGUCACCACCGCCUACUUCUUCCUGCCCUUCCUGUGCCUCAGCGUCCUCUACGGGCUCAUCGGGCGGGAGCUGUGGAGGAGCCGCGGGCCGCUGCGAGGCCCGGCCACCUCCGCUCGGGAGAAGGGACACCAGCAGACGGUCCGCGUCCUGCCUAAGUGGCGCCGCCUCUUGGUGGUGGUUCUGGCGUUUAUAGUUUGCUGGCUGCCUUUCCACGUUGGCAGAACCAUUUACAUAAAUACCAAGGAUUCCCGGAUGAUGUACUUCUCUCAGUACUUUAACGCUGUUGCCCUGCAACUUUUCUAUCUGAGCGCAUCCAUCAACCCCGUCCUCUACAACCUCAUUUCAAAGAAGUAUAGAGCAAAGGCCUGGAAACUGCUGCUAGCCAGGCGGUCCAGACAGAGAGGUUUCUGCAGAAGCAGGGAGGCUGAAGCGGACCCUGGAGGAGACAUGGCUGGCUGCACCGAGACCAGCGCUAAUGUACAGACACCGGCAACCAGCAUGGCCAAACACAGCACCUCAUCCCACAGCUCUGGGACUUAA
Molecule: messenger RNA, 1263 nt
Organism: Mesoplodon densirostris (Blainville's beaked whale)
Lineage: Eukaryota; Metazoa; Chordata; Mammalia; Artiodactyla; Ziphiidae
Gene: MLNR
Product: motilin receptor
Biological process (GO): G protein-coupled receptor signaling pathway
Cellular component (GO): plasma membrane
Molecular function (GO): G protein-coupled peptide receptor activity
Source: RefSeq, a predicted model, not a curated record